AUGUCUGGUGGAAGCGGCGUUCCUCUGUCGGAUCGACUAAACGUGAAAAAAAAAACAAGCUGGACGAGAGCAUCAGAGACUACUGGUAUGUUCAUUUGUCUUUUUGUCGAGGAAGUGUCCACUUCGACGUGCAGAAAGAAAUGUGGAGGCAUGAGUGUUGAAAGGCGCAAGAAGCAAAUCGAAAUCUCUGGCCUGCCGGAGCCAUGGCUGGCGUAUGUACACUUGGUGAAGAAGAAAGUAUUCUACCAUAAUCCUGACACUAACCAGUCAGUGUGGGAACUUCCUCGACGCGUGAAGAAAAAAUGCCGGAAAGGAGUAGAACAGGAGAUUGAAGAGCAGUUGACAAAGAUCCUUUCUUCCGAAGAAAGCGAUAGUCUGGAACCUAUGGACUGCACGGAGUUUGUACCGGCAAAUUCGCCAACUGAAGACCCUGAACCCAUGGAAAUCGACUUUACAGAGGAUCUACGACAAGUGAGAGGAUGUGGAUACGACAGCGAGACUCUGUCAUCGACCUCUCAAGGUGGCGAAUUGUUUACGGGUUUUUCGGGAUCAAGCAGAAGUUGUGUGGUUUUCGAUACUUGUGCCUUGAUAGACGAUCCCGACCUUAUCAAUGAUUGUGUUUCAAAACUAGUUUUUGUGGUCAUUCCUUAUCGGGUCUUCUAUGAGUUAGAUAGGAUGAAGAAACUUACCUCAGAUUCUAAAUCCGCUGUCGAAUUACGACGGAUAGCGACACGGUUAGUAUGGUUAUUACGUGAUCUAAGAAACUCUCCAUGUGUUUACUGGGAAAGCUCUGCUGAGUCAUUUUCUCCAGUCGAGGGAUUUAUGACAAGUUCCGAGGAAGAUGUUAAUGAUGAUUUUAUUUUGAAGUGCGCUUUUCGAACCAAGUUAGUGCUCGAUAACAAGGGUUGGGAGACGGUUUUUAUAACUAACGACCAGCUUCUUUCGCUUAAAGCUCAUGCCAGUCAGAUUCCAUGUUUUAACGUAAAGGAAACAAGAGCAGUGCUGGAUAGAGCGCCAACACCUGUAAUUCCUGGUAAACAAGAACAGAGCUCUUCUCUCGAAGCCAAUGUAUCUUCAUCAUCUUCCCAAAGGCCAAGUGCUAAAGCGGAGCUGAGACACGAGAAGAAACCUAAUGGAAGUGUCAAAGAUGCCAAUCCUGUGAAUAACUCUAAAGCACAUAAGGCGAAAGACUCGAAAGCGUUAUUCCAUCCAGAUCGUAUCAAAAAAUCAGAUAAGAGUCCUAUAAGCCCAUUAAAGAGGUUCGAGAGAAUGUGGAAACCUCUUAUCAAGGUUCUGGAGAAGAAAAAGGAAACUGGCUCCGUCAAGCAGAAAAGGGAUAUCAGUCGUUUACAUGGGACUGCCUCAAGUUUCAUUCGGAAUCAAAGCGAAGAAUCCCUAUUGCUUCUUGUGCAAAUGACAUGGUGGCUGUACUAUUAUUACUAUCCUCCUCCCAGAAAUGAAAAGGAAAAGGACGGAUACAAGGACAUAGUAAAAGACGGACUUUUGAAGGAGUUAUGUGCCUCAGACUUACAUGCCAUAAAAAUGAUGAGCAAACUUAGGAAAUUUAUCAAGGAUUUCAAUAUUGUACCGGGUAAUUAGACAUUUUUCUGUGAUAUAGAUUUUUAUCUUUUUUGCGGAUGUUUGUGAAUGACUAUGAUUGUAUCUUGUGAUAUGUCAUAUUGAUUCCUGUGCAUUUAUUCCUUUCAAGUACCUUUCCAAAUUUGGUUGAUCAACCCUAUGUUGUAAUUGCACCACCUCUCUUGUUAAACUGGGAAAACAUUCACUGAAGUUCAAUGUAUCCGGUAUGCAGUUGAGUUAUGCGCGAGAAAACCUUUCAGUAAGAUUAUUUAUGAUCUAUUUUUUAUCUCAGUACUUCAGUAAGCAGUGCAGAC
Messenger RNA from Cylicocyclus nassatus, 1892 nucleotides. The record is from the annotation of a GenBank genome assembly. NCBI's taxonomy places the organism in Eukaryota, Metazoa, Nematoda, Chromadorea, Rhabditida, Strongylidae.